This is a messenger RNA of Xiphophorus couchianus (Monterrey platyfish), 1568 nucleotides long. It is a transcript of the gene tk1, whose product is annotated as thymidine kinase 1, soluble. The transcript is spliced from 7 exons. Gene Ontology annotation, biological process: thymidine metabolic process. Gene Ontology annotation, molecular function: ATP binding; thymidine kinase activity. The record is from RefSeq and is a predicted model, not a curated record. NCBI's taxonomy places the organism in Eukaryota, Metazoa, Chordata, Actinopteri, Cyprinodontiformes, Poeciliidae. The coding region runs from base 429 to 1133 and encodes 234 amino acids.
GGAUUAGAUUAACACGCUAAAAUCCAUUCAUCUAUCUGAGAAUAGCAACGAUGAUAAGAAUUAGUUCGAGAGCGGAAAAAAUCCGGUUCUUUCGAGUGCCAAGUGAAUCGGAUCUUGGAAAGGAUCUUCAAUUCCCACCACAAAAAAAACGUCAUAAGCAGAGGAGGGUGGUGAAGACGCUCUGUAAUUUGAUUGGUCAGGAGUGGCGGGAGCCUGCCCAGCCGCAGCUGACAGCUGAAGCUGAUUGGUCCGUAGAGACACGUGACAAUAAGGCUAUUGGUGGAGAUGUCGAAUAAAUGGCUGACAUUAGCGCGCCGCAUUCAAAGUUUUUCUGUACAUCCUUUGUUAGCAACUACAAGGAGCAUAGCAUCUUUUGAUUUUAACUUAUAUUUAUUGUAAUAUAUUAUUAAGUGUGUAUUUAAAUCAAAAUGGACUUCUACGAUUCGCCAGUUUGUCCAAUCAGGCUACAAAACUCACCGAGGAAAUCCCAAGGACAGAUUCAGAUUAUAUUUGGGCCGAUGUUUUCAGGCAAAAGCACUGAACUGAUGAGAAGAGUGCGCCGUUUCCAGGUGGCCCAGUACAAAUGUUUGAUCAUCAAAUAUGCCAAAGACAUCCGGUAUUCAGACUCAGGUGUGGCCACACAUGACAAAAUCACCAUGGAGGCCGUGCCUGCCACCUGCCUAGGAGACGUUCGCUCCGCCGCUCUGAAGGCCUGCGUCAUUGGGAUCGAUGAAGGACAGUUUUUUCCAGACACCGUGGAGUUUUGUGAGGAGAUGGCCAAUUUAGGGAAGACGGUCAUCGUGGCUGCGUUGGAUGGGACCUUCCAGAGGAAGCCUUUUGGAAACAUCCUGAACCUGGUUCCUCUGGCAGAAAGUGUGGUGAAGCUCCACGCCGUCUGCAUGCAGUGUUACAAAGAAGCCGCCUACACCAAGAGGCUCGGAGCAGAGAAGGAGGUGGAAGUGAUCGGCGGUGCUGACAAGUACCAGGCGGUGUGCAGAAAGUGCUACGGCGGUCUGGUGGUGGACAAAGAGAACAGCUCCUCCAUCAGGAAUGAAACGCCGCUUCACGUCCCGAUGGGAAAACUCGCCGACCCCAACGUUCCCCGGAAACUGUUCUCCCCUCUGCACCUCUGAGCAGGAAACAUAAGACUUGAUGCAGUCUUGUGUUGAAUUUGAACAAUGAACAAUCUGCUGUGUGUGAGAAGUGUGUGUCCAAUUUUCUUUGUUUUUCUUUCUUCUUUUGAGUGUUUUGAUUUUGUAAUGAAUUAACGUAGCGGCUCAAUAUUCUAAAAUUUUUUUGUCUGACGUGACAUUUUGGAUACUUGAAAGACAUUAGGCACUUGAUAUCUUUGUAUACUUUGUAACAGCUUACUAUUUAAUAACUUGAGGUAACAUCUGUGCCUUUUAGUUUAAUUCUGAUAUUUUUUACUGUGGUAUUUGCCUCGUCGGAUAUAAAAUCUUAAAUGAUCUUUAAGGAAAAUGCACAUUUUGCUCUCAAAUCCAGAAUACAUCUGUUUUAUUCUGUUUAAAGUCAGAAAUUAUAUAAUAAACUCAGAACUGACGCUUUUA